Prorocentrum cordatum is the source of this 281-nucleotide messenger RNA. Lineage: Eukaryota; Dinophyceae; Prorocentrales; Prorocentraceae. The record is from the annotation of a GenBank genome assembly.
ACGGGUUGGAAUGCAUGUGCGAGCUCAUGCGGCACAACCGGCAGAACUUGCAGGUCGUUGUGCUGGUCGCCAUCAAGUACCACGAGCAGAUGGGCGCCUUCAAGAUCGUGGAGACGUUCGAGAGCUUCUGCUCCCACGAUGGUGUCUUCUACUUCCAGGGCGCCAUCUUCUUGGCGAGCACGGACUUUGCAGUGCACUUCAGGUACAUUCAGGAGGAGCGACGCCACGACGGGGAGCAGUACCUGACUCGUCUCGGCGUGAGUGACGCAGGAAGGGCGUGA